Cavia porcellus (domestic guinea pig) is the source of this 6913-nucleotide messenger RNA. It is a transcript of the gene Cers6, whose product is annotated as ceramide synthase 6. Gene Ontology annotation, biological process: ceramide biosynthetic process. The transcript has 11 exons. The record is from RefSeq and is a predicted model, not a curated record. Gene Ontology annotation, molecular function: sphingosine N-acyltransferase activity; DNA binding. Gene Ontology annotation, cellular component: membrane. Lineage: Eukaryota; Metazoa; Chordata; Mammalia; Rodentia; Caviidae. The coding region runs from base 152 to 1330 and encodes 392 amino acids.
CAGCGGCCGCGGAGGAGGCGGCAGCGGCGGGCGCGAGCGGCGGCGGCGGCGGCACCGGCUUGGGGCCAGCCAGGCGCGCAUCCCCGGGCGCCCUGCGCAGAGGAGAGCUCGGUGGGCCUGGGAGCCACCGGACAGGACUGGACAAAGCAAGAUGGCAGGGAUCUUAGCCUGGUUCUGGAACGAGAGGUUUUGGCUCCCGCACAAUGUCACCUGGGCAGACCUGAAGAACACGGAGGAAGCCACCUUCCCCCAGGCUGAGGACCUCUACCUCGCCUUCCCGCUGGCCUUCUGCAUCUUCAUGGUGCGGCUCAUCUUCGAGAGAUUUAUAGCCAAACCAUGUGCUAUAGCCCUCAACAUUCAGGCCAGUGGGCCACAAAUUGCCCAGCCAAAUGCCAUUCUGGAAAAGGUCUUCACUGCCAUUACAAAGCAUCCCGAUGAGAAGAGACUGGAAGGCCUCUCCAAGCAGCUGGACUGGGAUGUUCGAAGUAUUCAGCGCUGGUUUCGGCAAAGACGCAACCAGGAGAAGCCUAGCACCCUGACGAGAUUCUGUGAGAGCAUGUGGAGAUUUUCAUUUUACCUGUAUGUAUUUACCUACGGAGUUCGGUUCCUGAAAAAGACCCCCUGGUUGUGGAAUACAAGGCACUGCUGGUACAACUACCCCUAUCAGCCUCUCACCACUGACCUUCACUACUAUUACAUCCUGGAGCUAUCAUUUUAUUGGUCUUUAAUGUUUUCCCAGUUCACUGAUAUCAAAAGGAAGGACUUUGGCAUUAUGUUCGUGCACCACCUGGUAACGAUUUUAUUGAUCACCUUUUCAUAUGUCAAUAACAUGGCCCGAGUAGGGACCCUGGUCCUCUGUCUUUUGGACUCAGCUGAUUCUCUUCUAGAGGCUGCCAAAAUGGCAAAUUAUGCCAAGUUUCAGAAACUAUGUGACCUCCUGUUUGUUAUGUUUGCCAUGGUUUUUAUCACCACACGGCUGGGUAUAUUUCCUCUCUGGGUGUUAAACACCACAUUUUUUGAAAGUUGGGAAAUCGUUGGACCUUACCCUUCCUGGUGGGUUUUUAACCUACUACUUUUGCUACUGCAAGGGUUGAACUGCUUCUGGUCUUACUUGAUCAUAAAAAUAGCCUGCAAGGCUAUUUCAAGAGGCAAGGCUGGGAAGUGGAACCCUUUACAUGUGUCCAAGGAUGAUAGAAGUGACAUUGAGUCUAGCUCAGAUGAGGAGGACUCAGAACCUCCAGGGAAGAACCCCCACACUGCAACAACCACCAAUGGGACCAGUGGUACUAAUGGGUACCUGCUGACCGGUUCUUGCUCCAUGGAUGAUUAAUUACUUAAAACUAUAAGUCCUGAACAAAGUGAACUGUUUGUUCCUGGAAGUAUUUAAUGAGUUGCAAAUGCAGUUCCUUUCAUAAUAUCUCAGCACCAGAAACAAAAAUUAGGAUUAUCAAAGCAUUUUGAAUAGUGCACUGCCGUAUGUCCUGUCUGUGAAUGAAGAAAUACCAUUCUCUCUAUGUAGGCAUGCUGUAUGUAAUUGACACAAGGGAACAGUAUUUGCGUUUGUACUGUCUUAGAAUAUUAUUUAUUUUUUGUAUGUUUGUAAAUCUUUGGACAAAAGAGGGUUUUCUGCUCCUUUUAUUCCCUGGGUUAAUGACAGUGAAGGAGAUGUUCCAUCCGCCUCUGCCCCUUUCUCUUGCUGUAGUCCGGUGUGAUUUGAGCAUCAGCUUAGUUUGUCACUUAGAGCAAGCAAAACCCAGUGUGAGAGCCCCACACAGCACCGCUAGGUUUGCUUUCUUUGUGUUACUAUGCUCGUUUUAAAACUGUGUAAUCAGUCUUGGUGACCAUCCUUCCAGUGUGAAGCUUGAAACAGGAUCAAGUAGCUUUUAAAAUUGUCGCUCUUUGUGGUCAAGUAGCAGUUCAAAUAAUAAAGAGGAUGGUUAUUGGGAGGCUUUUUGAAUGUUGUGUGGAACUGAUUUGGAAUACAUUUUCUUAACGCACACAGCCAAGAUUUGUCCAGCAAAUGUGGCAGCCAGUUUGGGGAUUAACCUAUAGGUUGUGGAAAUCGUUUAUCCUCUGUAUGUGAGACGAAUUCAGUGUUCUGGCUCUGAAGGAAGAUACUUUGCUUCAACUCUUAGUUAUAAACAAAGAAAUCACUCUUAUAGUAGGAAAUUGCUUCGUGUUCUGGGAAUAAUAUAAAGAGAGCAACUGAUUUCAACCAGGUUUGCCUACCUUAUAAUUAGUGCAGUCUUCUGUCACGUCCUGAAAAAAAAAGCUAAGUGUAUUUUGGGAUGGCAAAGAGAGUCUUUCAAGAAUUAGCACAGAUCACACCAGUGCAAAGCACUUUAUUCCAGCCAGCUUUUGGGGAAAAGCCCUCGCUAGUAUUGAACUUGAUGUUUUUAUUUUGCUGAGCAAAAGAAAGCCAAUGGAGGACAGACUGGUAUGCCCAUUGUUUUUGUCUUUAAACGUAACCCACAGUGACCUUCUUGCUACUAGAAACUGGAGAGUGUUGCACUCCAAGUCCUUUUAAUUUGCUUCUUUAAAGACUCGGUUUCCAGGAAUUUAUAUUCAAUUUUUAUUUUCAGAAAAGCAACAAAAUUCUAUCAAUGACAGUAUCAGCAAUGAGAAAAAUUACUGAAGAAUAAAGUCUUCAUAAGUCUUCUCCACAGCAGUGUUAUACAUGGAUAAGAAUACCAUGCACAUAAGCCAAAGAUUGUCUCUCUUUUCUUCUAACUUCUAGUAAGAGAGAAUAAAAGAGGAUUACAUGUAGUUAUUUUAUAAAUCAAAAAGAUUGUCACCCAACACUGGAAUCCAAAACAAAAAUGCAGGAAUAUAAAUGUAUGUACUGUGAAAAUAACAGAAAAAUAUUACUGUGUGUGUGUAGCCUGCUCAAAGCCACUCACAUUUAAUUAAAUGUGCUCAAACUUUGCAGUCUCUGAGUUAAUGGUUAAAAGAAUAGUUCCAAACAAAAACUUCUUUCAUCAUAAUAUUGAGUUUUCCCUACCCACUUCCAAAUAAGAUGUUUCUGAAGUAAUAACUGAAGAAGUCAGAAAUAUGUCUGCUUGUUUAUGUAGAAAACAAUGCAGCCUUUUCUGCUGAUAGACCCUUAUUAUAUUAUUUCACAAGAGAGGCAUAUAUCUAGGCAUAUAGUUUGUGGAUGGCUGAGUUUAUGAAACCAGUCACAAAACACCAAAAAGUAGUCACUAGGAUGUCUGCUCAAAUGCAGAUAGAUAAAAGUAACAUCAUGCAUAGUUUAGCUGAAAAUUUUGAGCCAGUGAAAGAUGUUAUUGCCUCAGCUAUGAGACAUACGUGCAUCACUUCAAUACCUGAGCAAGUCCUCAUGAUGAAUCAAAUGAACUUGAGAACUGCAAUGCGUCCCAGCGUGGGCCACCCUACACAUUUUAGUACAGAAAAUAACUUCAAGAUCAGCUUGUAAGUUAAAGAUUUAGAAGAGGUUCCUGAAAUGGUAAAAUUGAUUCUGUCCUUAGCAGAGGCAAAUCUAAAUGAUCUUUUUCUUUUUUCCUCAGUGUAACUUAGAAGGAAGACUGGGAAUAGCCUUGCCAGCUGCUAACAUUGACACAGUCCUCUCUACAAGUCUGUUUCACUUUACGUUUUAGGGCAGAGUUCUUUUUCAGCUACUUAAAAUUCAAGUUGAUAGGUUUUUUUAAUCUCUGUCUGUCUACUGCUCUCUGAUCGUGGCCUGAGAAAGGCUGACAGAGAAAACUAUGUGAAGUAGCUUAUCAUCACCUGAGCCAGGCUGUAGCUUUUGGGGGGUAACUUUUGUAAAUUCAGCUGUAGGCUAGUGAGAGUGGUGUUUCUUGUUAGUUGGCCAGUGGUGACAUUCCCUCCUAGUUACAUGCAGAGCUUUCCAGGGUACCAAGGGGUAUGUAGAAAGGACUCUAGAAAAAGUGGUAUUUUACCUCUCCAGUGUUAUAGCUUUUCUAGAUCUUUUAGUGUGGGAAAACGUAGCAAAUGAGGUAGAAUUGGGCCUUGGGUUAAUAAAUGAUAUAAAAGUAUAUGAUCUAUGUGUGUAUGUGUUUGUCUCUCCAUAAAAAACAUUAUAAAACCAAAAUAAUCAGUGAUUCAUCUUUGUCCAUGUUCGUACCAUAAAAACACUAGAAGCUCCUCUGGUCCUCUGUUCUUGCUCCCCACCAAGCUGAGAGUGGCAAAGCCCUUUCAGUCGCUUAGCCACAAGCUAUGUACGUUACAGUCCAGAUCAUGAGUACAUAAGGUCACACAGAAGUUAGAUACAGUUUAGGUUUCCAAGUCAGUCCUGUGGAUUUUUACAGUAAAAGAGAAACCAUCAGUAUUUUGAAUUAUUCAGGUAUUUUGGGGGGAAAGUAGAAAAAAGUCCCUGAUCCCCAGGAUUGUGUUAACACCCUAUACCUGCUGAGCUGUGAAACAGAUGGCGUCCUGAGCUACCAUCAGAGAACACCACAGCAUCUGACAAAAAUGAUGCAAUAAAGGCAGGCAAGAAGUGAGGUGAGAGCAGAUUAUCUGUAGUCAGAAUGGUAGGUGAACUCAAAAUGGCCAGUUCCGUUGCUGUCCUUUGCGUUUUGAGUACAGUUGUAUGCUAUAUAAUGAUGUUUCGGUCAGUGACAGACCACAUGGACAAUUGUGGUCCUGUAAGAUAUUAAUAUAUCCUCAGUGUCUAGUCGGCCAGACCAUCUAGGUUUGUGUAAGUCUGCUCUGUGAUUUUCAUAUAGUGAAAUCACUUACUGGGACAUUUCUCAGUAUAUGUCCCUGUAGUUAUGUGAUACAUGACUGUAUUUGACAGAAUUUGAAUUUGAGCAAACUGAAUGCCUUCAUUUUAGGUAGAAAAGAUCUGAAGCUUCCAUUUUAUAUUAAAUUUCAUUGUUAUUUGAACUAAUUAAAAUGUGAGUCUUUCUUUCAGCUUGUUUGAGACCACUAAAGAGCUCUUCAAAGAUAGUUUUGUGGACAGCCAUGAUUGUUCACAGUACAAUCAUAAUUCUGCUUUAGUAGUUACUUUUGUCCCUAUCUGGAAACAUUAAAGCCAAAGUUGCCUGAAUAUGUGAGUAUUUUCCUUAAUUUGCAGUGUAAAAACUAUAUAAAUAAUUCCAAAGGUAUUGAAGGUUUCCAUGUAUUAGUGUGUGAUGGUGUCAUUAUAUUCGGAGAGGUUUCAAGAAGUCUUUUGGAAAUAAAAAGUUAAAUGUUUACAUUUCAUGUGAUAUUUGAGGCGUUAACAUUCUCAUUAGCUUACUUUUUUGUCUUUGGAGUUUUGCUUUGUGGACAAAUAGGAAUAUCUCAGAAAUAUUUCUGAUAUGAAAAUAAAAAAAAUCAAAUCAAUGUCAGCCUAAAGAUAAGGUGAUCUCAUAGCACCUUUUAGUGUGCUAUAGGUGACUCGUAUGAAAAGCAAAGAUGUAGGAAACUCUAGUUAUUGCACUUGUAUCUAGCACAUAGUCCGUGGACGGAAAAAUCAUGAGCAAUUCAUUAAACACAAACUAUUCCUGAAAAUACAGCCAGAUUUUUUCUUAAAGUACUGUUGUCUCCAGAAUCAGUUAAGGUUUCUCUUGGAGAAGUGAAAUUUUGCCAUUUUCAAAUUGCCACUAGCUCGCCUGCUGCCUCUUAGUUCUUUGAAGUGAUUGGCCAAAGAAAGGCCCUGGUUUUGCCUUUGUGUGGACAGCACCCUCCCACCUCUAGGGGGCGCUCAGUGCAUGCUGAGAAGCCCUGUCCACUAUGAAGUUAGAACUGAAUAAACAGAGGUAGUAUGUGUAGUCCUGGUUUUCAUGAAGGAAACUGUAUGGGAGAACAUAAAACUACCUAAGUACUGUUAAUAAGAUCUGCAGACGUCCGAAGACGGUCUUUUCUAGCUAUUUCCAACUUGGGUUCUCCCCAAAGACUUUGAAAGGAAUGUGUUACCAAAUGGGCACACACUGAGCCAAAGGAAUUGGACAGAUCUGGAAGCCAGGUAGCAUAUGGUAUCUCCACACAAAGGGCAUUCUCAGGAUUGCUGAGGAAGUGAUAGGAGGGGCCUGUUAUCCUAGAGUCUGUCUUGUUUGAUCUCAUUCAUUCACAUUCCUUUGAGCCAUCUAAACUCUUGCUAAAAGGAAGCAACCAGGUUGUCAAUUUUCUGCUUCGGAUUCCUCGCUAGCCUAUGGAUCAGUCAUGUGCUACACCUUUUUCUCUGCUUGGUUUCAUUUUUUAGAAAGAAGUUAUUAUGUCUGUGUGUGUGUGUUUCCUUAUUAUGGGUUCAUGAAGGCAUGGCUUGCUGUGCUGGUGUAUGUUUUGUGGCCUAGAAUCCAGAAACAGCAGCUCUGAGUAAGGUUUCUGUGUUUGGCACAAAAAAAAGGUAGAUUUCUUUUUUGUUUCUUUUUUUCUUUUUUGUCUACAGAAAUCAAAACCAUGAUUUUAAAAUUAUACUUUAAAAUUAAGGAUUUUAAAAGGUAGCUGCAAAAAAUAAAUAAAAAGGUUCUGUAACAGGAGCAGGUACGUGACGAUUCUGGAACUUCAGUUUAGAGCUUCAUUAAUUUAAACCUGGAAAACAUCCUCCAAGUUUGAUUUCCCACAAGUUCACAAAGCCCUUAAGCUCGUGGUUUUCGGCUAGGUCUUGUGUGUCCACAUCAGAAUCAUCUGCUUCCACAACCGUUUGUGGGCAUGGAAGGGGCUGGUGGUUAGUUUUUGGUUUGAUUUUUUUUUUUCAGCUUUCAGUGAGAAAUAGGAUAGGAGACAAAACCUUACUUGUUUUCUUAAAACAAUUCAGUGCUUGAGUAUCUCUGUCAAAAAUAGAAUGACGUGCUGUUAGCCAAUUAGAAUUAUUUCAUGUAUUGUUAUUGUGUUUUGCUGAUUUUAUAUGAAAGUACUGUUAUUCACUCUUGAUCUCUGGAAGCAAUCAUUAUUAUGAGGAUCAUUUUACUUUGGAAACACUUUCAUAAUAAAGAUAAGUAUUAAGAGUCCA